AUGCAGAUAGAUGCUCGGGACCACGCUCUCAGGGACUCUGUGAACCGUCGUGUCGAAGAGGCACGCCUUGAGGAGAAUUUAUCCGCGACCAGUGAUGCCCGGGGUAAUCUCGCCGCUGUCGAGGAGGACUACAGGUCCCUCCAGUUUGACUUGCACGCGGCCUUGGAGGCCCGUAAGAAGGCUGAGGAAGAGGCAGCUAGGGUGCAAAAGCAUGCCCAGUCCCUAGAAGCAGAGUUGUCUCACGCUCGAAAGGUUCUUAAAGAGUCUGACGAGAGGGCAGCUGCAGCAGAGGUUCGUUGUGAGGAGGUUCUGAAGCAGCUAUCCUCCAUAGUGGAUGCUUUGCGUGAGAGGGAUGAGGCCGUGAGCCAAAAGGAGGAGGUCCAGCGCCAGUAUGAGCAGCUGAAGGUAAAAUUUGAUGCUGUGUUGGCUCAAAAGGGUGAGGCCGUAGCUCGGGUGGUGGUCCUGAAGCAUGAGCUGAGUAAGCAAGCUGAUAGCAUUAAGAGCUUGACUUUGGCGACAGAGAAGUCCAAACUUCAGAAUCAGCAACUCUGCCAACAAGUCCAAACUCUGGAGAUGAGGUGCUCAGCCCUGCUUGACGAGGCCAAAUUAGCCGAGGAUAGGGUCCAACUUGAGGUCGAGAAGCGUCUGAGGGAGUAUAAGGAGUCCCCCGAGCUGAAGAAUGAGAUCCAGCAGGCCUGUGAAGCUCGUCUUCAGAAUUAUAAGGACUCUUCUGAGUUCAAAACUGAGGUGGCUGAGGCCUGCGAGAGGCGACUUGUGGAAUAUAAGGGUUCUAAAGUGAUGAAGAAGGCCAUAUGGAAUAAGGGCUUCCGUAUGUUCGUCUCGGGUUUUAAUCGAGGCUUAAGGGAGGCCAGGCAUAACCCGUCCACCCCAUUGACUGAACUUCGAGCUAAAGAGGAGGAUUCUGAUGGCGAAGAAGUGGUUUAUGGGGAGGACGACAGACCCUUGCCCAAAGGGGCUUCUCGUACUGCGGUUGGGCCUUCUGAGGCAAACACUGAGCUGGAUGCGGAAGAUGUGGAGGUCCUCGACCUCGAGGAGGACGACGCCGAGCCCCAGGACAAGGAUGCAGAGCUGGGAAAAGAAGGCGUUGGGCCUCAGGGGCAGGAAAUGGUGCCUUUUGUAGGUACUGGGGGGUCUGAACAAGAGGAUGGCAGUCCUCCCGUAGAUAGUAAUGUAAAUAGUGUAAAUGAUAAUGAUGUAAAUAUGGAUGAUAAUAUGCCUAGACAUGUAAGUCCUUUAAGGACAGUUUUUCCUUCAUCAGAGUAG
Manihot esculenta (cassava) is the source of this 1284-nucleotide messenger RNA. RefSeq lists its product as uncharacterized. The record is from RefSeq and is a predicted model, not a curated record. Lineage: Eukaryota; Viridiplantae; Streptophyta; Magnoliopsida; Malpighiales; Euphorbiaceae. The transcript has a single exon. The coding region runs from base 1 to 1284 and encodes 427 amino acids.